Molecule: messenger RNA, 1524 nt
Organism: Komagataella phaffii GS115
Lineage: Eukaryota; Fungi; Ascomycota; Pichiomycetes; Pichiales; Pichiaceae
Product: Protein required for the hydroxylation of heme O to form heme A
Exons: 1
Coding region: 1-1524 (507 amino acids)
Biological process (GO): heme A biosynthetic process
Cellular component (GO): mitochondrial inner membrane
Molecular function (GO): oxidoreductase activity, acting on NAD(P)H, heme protein as acceptor
Source: RefSeq, a predicted model, not a curated record
AUGUCUUUAUCAAAGACCCGUUUUUUCUUCUUGAAGAAUACUUCCCUGUUGAGCACAUGCAAACCAUAUUUAUCUCAGAUUUCACUCAACUUGGGUGCUUCCAAGAGAAGUAAAAUUCUUCCCACUGCAUCAACUUCCAAGAAACCCGUAGACCAGUUUCUCUUCAGCCAAAAGAAGUUGCUCGCCGAUCACCGCGGUAACAGAGGAGUCAGAAGGUUUCACACCCUUCCAUCCCGAUUUCAAAGUCAAAGUGCUGCGUUGAACCAAGGUUUUCAGGUUGCCAAAGCCCAGUCUGCAAAAACUAGUUCCAAAUGGCCUAUUAAUUCCCAUAAAAGUGUUGGCUACGUAUGUAUCGGUACCUCCAUUCUGGUAUUUGCUAUUGUUGUCGUUGGUGGGUUGACUAGACUGACCGAAUCCGGUCUUUCCAUAACGGAGUGGAAACCUAUCACUGGUUCGGUUCCCCCACUGACUGAGGAAGACUGGAAGUUGGAAUUUGAAAAAUACAAACAAAGCCCUGAGUUUCAGGAACUAAAUUCUCACAUAACAUUGGAAGAGUUCAAGUUUAUAUUUUCCAUGGAAUGGGGACAUAGAUUGUUGGGAAGGGUCAUCGGCCUGUCGUUUGUUCUUCCCACGUUUUACUUCAUUGCCCGUCGAAAGUGUUCCAAAGAUGUUGCAUUGAAACUGCUUGCAAUAUGCUCUAUGAUAGGAUUCCAAGGUUUCAUCGGCUGGUGGAUGGUGUAUUCCGGAUUGGACAAACAGCAAUUGGCUGAACGUAACUCCAAACCAACUGUGUCUCCAUAUCGCUUAACUACCCAUCUUGGAACUGCAUUUGUUAUUUACUGUUACAUGAUUUACACAGGGCUUCAAGUUUUGAAGAACUAUAAGAUCAUGAAACAGCCUGAAGCGUAUGUUCAAAUUUUCAAGCAAAUUGCGUCUCCAAAAUUGAAAACUUUCAAGAGACUCUCUUCAGUUCUAUUAGGCCUGGUGUUUAUAACUGCCAUGUCUGGUGGUCUGGUUGCCGGCUUGGAUGCUGGUCUUAUAUACAAUACUUUCCCACAUAUGGGAGAUGACAUCAUUCCAUCUUCAAAUGAGUUAAUGUCGCCAGUAUUUGCUAGAAAAGCCGACCAAUCAGAUUUGUUUUGGAGAAACAUGUUGGAAAAUCCAACUACUGUUCAGCUAAACCACAGAAUCUUAGCUGUUACAACAUUUUUUUCUGUAUUUGCAGUUCACAUGUACAGUCAUCGGCUGAGACCCAUCAUUCCAAAGAAUGCCUACAGAACUCUAAACGCCUGUAUGGGACUGGUGACUAUACAGGCUGCCCUCGGAAUCACAACUCUUAUUUAUUUGGUCCCUAUUGAACUAGCUACUGCCCACCAAGCUGGUGCUUUAGGGCUCCUAACUGGUAUACUGGUAUUGUUUCAGCAGUUGCGAAGACCGAAUGUGGCAAAUAUUGCUCUACUAAAACGGUCAUUACAGCAAUUGUCCAAAACGGGUGCUAAGGGUGCUUCUAAACCUUUGAAUUAA